Molecule: messenger RNA, 426 nt
Organism: Stylophora pistillata
Lineage: Eukaryota; Metazoa; Cnidaria; Anthozoa; Scleractinia; Pocilloporidae
Product: TNF receptor-associated factor 2-like
Source: RefSeq, a predicted model, not a curated record
AUGGCGGACGAUGAGGAGAAUCGCAACGAACACUUAGCAUUUGUUAUACACACAUUUGAAGACAAGUUUGCGCAGCGUGAAAUCCUGUCGUUACCAGUCCAAUGUGCAAAUCACUGCAACGGCUGCGAGUGGAGUGGAGAACUGGGGAAGUUAGAGAAUCACGAGGCCCAGUGCCCCUAUGUUAAGAUCCAAUGCGUGCAUCCUUGUUGCGGAGCCUUGGUGCGGAGGGAUGACUUAUCUCGGCAUCUUGAGGAGGAUUGUAGCUUCAGAGAGCAGCAGUGUCAGUAUUGUCAUAUGAUGACUACAGUUGAUAGGCUUAAGGAACACCAUGAAAAGGAGUGCCAAGAAUACCCUACUGACUGUUUGCAUUGUAAAACUGAAAGCAUUCCACGAAAGCAGAUUUAUGCAAUAGGCAUCAAGGCGUAA